AUGGAUUUUGCAAGAAAGCAAUUGGAAAAGUAUGGUUGGACCGCUGGAAAAGGCUUGGGAAAAUACGAAAAUGGAAUUUCUGAAGCACUGAAGCCUAAACUAAAGAGGAGUGUGACAGGUGUUGGUCAUGAUCCUGCUUCUGAUUUUACUGAACAUUGGUGGAAUGAUUUAUAUAAUAAAGCUGCAGGAAAUCUUGAGGUGGAAGAAAAGAAUGGAAAAAUAAAAAGAAUUAAAUGUAAGGAUCCAUCAGAUUUUGUAAUAACUAACAACACCUGGAAGAUAAAGAAAAACCAAAAAAACACAAGUACUGAGCAACAAUAUUCUGAAUAUUUCAUUAAAAAAGCAAUUCUUAGUAAUGGUGAGUCCAAAGUUGAAAAUGUAAAAGAAGCUGAGUCUGAUAAUGAAGAAACUAAGAAGGAUGUAUUUAAACUAAGUGAUGAGGAAUUAUUUGCUGCUUGUGAAGGUAGAACAGCACAUAAGGGUGCACGCCAUGGGCUCAAAGCUUUAGGCAAAUUAGCGAGAAUAGAGCAACAAGAGCAAUUACUUUUAAAUCAUGCAAAAUAUAUUGGUUAUUCUCAUGCAAAAACAAGAAAUAAAAAAGGGUCGCUGAAUGAAAAUGAUUCACAGUUUCUUGAUAAUAAUUCCCUUGAUAAUGAUACAACUGGUGUUAAAAAGAAAAAGAAGAAACAUUUAAUUAAUAUUGGUAUGGAAGUUGCAUCUGUAAAUGAUAAUGUUGUUAAGGGCUUAAAUGAACAUACUGAAUUUGGGACUGAAAAUUCUGAUGUAACACGGAAAAAUACGAUAAAUGAUAUUAUUGGUGAUUGCGACCAAUCAGUUAAAAUCAUAAAGAAUAAAAGUAAAAGAAAAGCUAUUGAUUCAGAGACCGUAAGUAGUGGUGAUAUAGCAGAAAUAUACAUUCAGAAGAAAAAGAAGAAGAAAAGCAAGAAGAAAGAAGACAUGGUUGUAGACAUCAUACCAACAGAACAGAGAGAGUUGGAGGGAAAUACUGCUAAGAAAAAUAAAAAGAAAAAGCGGGAAAAGCAAUAA
Molecule: messenger RNA, 1047 nt
Organism: Parnassius apollo (apollo)
Lineage: Eukaryota; Metazoa; Arthropoda; Insecta; Lepidoptera; Papilionidae
Source: the annotation of a GenBank genome assembly